Syngnathoides biaculeatus (alligator pipefish) is the source of this 1706-nucleotide messenger RNA. RefSeq names its product protein Z, vitamin K-dependent plasma glycoprotein a (gene proza). The coding region runs from base 195 to 1472 and encodes 425 amino acids. Gene Ontology annotation, molecular function: serine-type endopeptidase activity; calcium ion binding. The record is from RefSeq and is a predicted model, not a curated record. NCBI's taxonomy places the organism in Eukaryota, Metazoa, Chordata, Actinopteri, Syngnathiformes, Syngnathidae. The transcript has 9 exons. Gene Ontology annotation, cellular component: extracellular region. Gene Ontology annotation, biological process: proteolysis; blood coagulation.
CAGCAUCCCAAAUCCAUCGCCGGAAGCAACAGCGGCGUGGUUUGAUUUUUUAUUUUAUUUUUUAUUGGGAGUCAUCGACAGGCCCCCCAAGUCCUGGUUUUGUUGUGUUGGUGUUUCCGAACCGAGAGCGUCCCGAACCCGGCCCACUUGCUUUGCUUUGCUGAGGAGCGUACGAGGCCACCAUCUGCGCCACCAUGCGGCCGUCGGCCCCGAUGGCCGCGUUUGCCUUUCUGCUGGCGGGCGCCGUGGCCGCCUUGCGCGACCCCCCGCAAACUGUGUUCUUGGACAAGCGGCGGGCGAGCUCGCUGAUGUCCCGCCCGAAGCGCAGCGCGGACGGCGCCCGCAGCACUUUGGAGCAGGCCUGCAUGGAGAGGGUGUGCACGUACGAGGAGGCCCGCAAGCACUUCCGGGACUCGUACCGCACGGACAUCUUCUGGUCCGUCUACAUCGACGGCGACCAGUGCGCGGAGAAGCCCUGCAAGAACGGCGCCUUGUGCUCCGACAGCGUGGGAGGCUACGACUGCGUCUGCAAGGCGGGCUUCUCGGGGGUCCACUGCGAAACGGACCAAACGUUGUGCGUCGUGGACAAGGACAAGGGCUGCUCCCAGUUCUGCAAGCCGGGCUACACCUCCUACGAGUGCUCCUGCGCCGGAGGGUGGAAGCUCCAUCCGACGGACAAGAACAAGUGCCAGCCCGCGGUCCGCUACCCCUGCGGGAAGGUGAGCAGUCUGAGUCGCUGGGAGGAGAGACGGUCGGCCAACGUCGCCGGCGGCUUCCGGGGACUCGCCUGCGCCUCGGGGGAAUGUCCUUGGCAGGCGCUGCUCAAGAGCUCCCGGUCGGAAGGUUUCUGCAGCGGCGUCAUCCUCAAGGAGAACCUGGUGCUGACCUCGGCGCAGUGUGCCAGAAAGUUCGACUCCUUCCAGGUGGCCGUGGGCAAGCGUAAGAUCACCUCCGAGGACGGCGAGCAGACGCUGACCGUGAAAGCGACGCACCCGCACCCCCGCUACGCGGCGGGCCGCCCCGAGAACGACCUGGCCGUGGUGGAGCUGCGCGAGCGCAUCGCCUUCCGGAAGGAGGCGACGGCCGCCUGCCUCCCCGAGAGAGACUUCGCCGACAGCGUGCUGAUGAGCGGCGACCUCCCCGCCGUGGUGACGGGCUGGAAAGACCCGGCGGCGGGCGAGUCCUCCCUCCAGGGCCCGCUGACGCUCAACGAGCUGGCGUACGAAGGGCUGCCCCGCUGCCUGGAGACGCACCGCAAUUUGGUCAACAACAGGAUGGGCUGCACGGCCGCCCGCCCCAACGCCGACUGCGGGUUCGGCGCCGGGAGCCCGCUGCUCACCUUGUACCGGGAGGUGUUCUUCCUCACCGGCGUGGUCAGCCAGCCGGCGGGGGCCCAGUGCACCGAAGGCUUCGUCUUCCAGAAGGUGUCGCGCCAUCUCGGCUGGCUGCAGUCGCUCAUGAGCUCCCUCUAGCGGAAGACGUCGCAGCAAACGCUACUCAAUCGUCCCCGUUGUUGUAGACUUUGUCGUGUGUCCGCCAGGUGGCGCUCCAGUACAGUAUUAAAAACAGUAAUGCACUGACUCGUUUAGCAUGUAACUUGUAGCCACUUUUCGAGUGUUUAGUUUUUUUGUGUGACUGACCUCUUCCUUGGUCACGUGCAUGUCAUCUAACCUCAUAACUGAAAUAAACGACACGUUUACUCCCAG